AUGCUACAUCAGCUGGUCCUCCUUACGGGCUUGGUCAACUAUUCCUAUGCCUUCUCGAUACCACCUCUACCUCGCAUGAGCACCUUUGUAGGCGCCAGCCAUGCCCAAGCACAGCAGCAACCGCUUCAAGACACGCUCGAAGCCUGGAUAGCAAAGGAAGAGCGUAUUGCGCUGGACAAGCUUCUGGCAAAUGUCGCGCCGGGUGGCAGUAAUGUCAAAGGAAAAGGCGUCGCGGAUGGCACAGUCAUUGCUAGUCCCAGCCAUACUGCGCCUGACUAUUGGUUUCAAUGGGUCCGAGAUGCAGCCAUCACGAUGGACACCGUCGUAGACGUCUACGCCGAAGAUCCAACUUCGUCUCGUGCAUCCUCACUCUCCACUAUCCUCGAUGCCUACGCUUCUCUGCAACGCGAUAUUCAGCAUACAUCAAACCCAUCGGGUAAAUUCCAUGACCUAUCUGGUCUCGGAGAGCCCAAGUUCCAAGUCGAUGGCAAGCCGUUCACAGGAUCAUGGGGUAGGCCUCAGCGUGACGGCCCGGCUCUACGCGCUCUGACGCUCAUGCACUACCUCCGUGAAUACAACUCCUCACACCCCUCGCUCUGGACCUCCACCAGUUCAGCAGACUUCUUCAGACCAUUCUAUGCUGUGGAGAUGCCGCCUCGCAGCGUCAUCAAAGCGGAUUUGGAGUAUGUGAGCCACUUCUGGAACCAGUCUUCGUUCGACCUCUGGGAGGAGGUAGAGGGGCUGCACUUCUUCAACUUGAUGGUCAGCGCGAAGAGUCUGAGAGAGGGCAGUAGCCUGGCGAGGUCCUUCGGAGAUGUUGGUGCCGCAGAGUGGUACGAGAAGCAAGCAGGAUAUAUUGAAAACCUCUUGGUCAAGUUUUGGAAUGCGCAGAAAGGUCACCUCGUUGAGACGCUAUGGAGCAAGCGAAGCGGCUUGGACUGCGGAUUGCUUCUUGGCUCCCUUCACGGUCAAGCGUCUGAAGGAUCAGCCCAUAAGGCUGUGUACCCUCCGUGGUCAGACGAGAUUCUCGUCUCGCUACUCGCCCUGACUCGCGACCAGCGAGACCGCUUUCCAAUCAACAGCAGGCCCUCUGAUGAGAACCAAGAUGAUGAUGUCAACGAGGAAUCCUUCCAAGGCACAGGUAUUGGACGUUAUCCCGAGGACGUGUAUGACGGCUAUGGCGAUUCUAACCGUGGUGGUAACCCAUGGUUCCUAUGCACAUCCAGCGCUGCCGAUAUCUUAUACCGCACCGCAUCCCACAUCUCAGUUGCUGGCAAUUUGACUAUCACGGAUGUCGGUCUACCCUUUUACGAAUCCCUGCUCGCAUCUUCUUCGCUCGAUGUCAAUGUCGGCACUUUUGGUCCCUCGGAUGCGCUCUUCUACUCUGUCGUUGAGCGCUUGCAGUUUACUGCCGACCAGUUCCUCGAAGUAGUCAAGUCGCAUGUGGAUGCUGAGGGCAGCAUGAGUGAGCAGUUUGACCGCGUCACAGGAUUCAUGCGAGGCGCUGUUGAUUUGACUUGGAGCUACGGGGCCUUCUUACACGCUGUCAGGGCUAGGAAAGUGCUUCAAGCUCUAUGAAAGAUGGGGCCCCGCCGCGGGAUAGCAAUUGAUAGGGAGGAGGAAGAGAAGGACGAGCUAUGAGCUAUGAUCAUCACACAAGGCUGGGUCUUUUUACGAAUUACGAACUAGCACGGAGUUUUUGGGAAGAACAGACGUUGCCGCUGGUUAGAUGGAUACACCUCGAUAUACCCUCGUUUUAUCUUACACUUGAAUAAACGCUUAUUUUUAUAAACA
Pyrenophora tritici-repentis Pt-1C-BFP is the source of this 1794-nucleotide messenger RNA. RefSeq names its product SGA1, Glucoamylase and related glycosyl hydrolase. Gene Ontology annotation, molecular function: glucan 1,4-alpha-glucosidase activity. Gene Ontology annotation, cellular component: fungal-type vacuole. The record is from RefSeq and is a predicted model, not a curated record. Gene Ontology annotation, biological process: polysaccharide metabolic process. NCBI's taxonomy places the organism in Eukaryota, Fungi, Ascomycota, Dothideomycetes, Pleosporales, Pleosporaceae.